Microcebus murinus (gray mouse lemur) is the source of this 1350-nucleotide messenger RNA. Its product is annotated as olfactory receptor 9I1-like. Gene Ontology annotation, cellular component: membrane. The record is from RefSeq and is a predicted model, not a curated record. Lineage: Eukaryota; Metazoa; Chordata; Mammalia; Primates; Cheirogaleidae. Gene Ontology annotation, molecular function: olfactory receptor activity; G protein-coupled receptor activity. Gene Ontology annotation, biological process: G protein-coupled receptor signaling pathway.
ACAGGAGAAAAUACUAACAGUGCUUCACAGAAGUCCCUCUCGGGAGCACUCCUGGCCAGCUCUCUCUCUACAAGGCCCAUCAGCUAGCUACCUUGAGCCUAUGGCCAACAAGAAUCUCACCACUGUGACCGAGUUCAUUCUUGUGGGCUUCACGGAUCACCCCGAACUGGCGGUUCUGCUCUUCUUGGUGUUCUUCAGUUUCUAUCUUGUCACCAUUCUGGGGAAUGUGGGACUGAUUAUUCUAAUCCAAGUGGACGUCCAGCUCCACACCCCGAUGUACUUCUUCCUGAGCCACCUCGCCCUGCUGGAUGCCUGCUAUGCCUCGGUCAUCACCCCUCAGAUCCUGGCCACACUGGCCACAGACACAACGGUCAUCUCCUAUGGCCGCUGUGCUGCCCAGUUCUUUUUCUUCACGCUCUGCGCGGGCACAGAGUGUUACCUGCUGGCGGUGAUGGCUUAUGACUGCGUCGUCGCCAUUAGCAGUCCACUGCGCUACAACAUGACUGUGACUCCAGGCACCUGCAGGGGCUUGUUGGCUGGAGCCUACAUCUGUGGGGUGUCGGGGGCCAUCCUACGUACCACAUGCACCUUCACCCUCUCCUUCUGUGAUGACAAUCAGAUCAACUUUUUCUUCUGUGACCUCCCACCCCUGCUGAAGCUCGCCUGCAGCAGCAUGACACAAAGUGAGAUUGUCAUUCUCUUUUUUGCAAAAUUCAUGUUCCUGGCCAAUGUCAUGAUCAUCCUCAUCUCCUACAUGCUCAUCAUCAGAGCCAUUCUGAGGGUGAAGUCUGCUGGGGCACGAGCCAAGACCUUCUCCACCUGCACCUCCCACCUCACCACUGUUGUCCUCUUCUUUGGGACACUUGCCUUCAUGUAUCAGAGAAGUAACUCAGACAAAUCCCCAGAGGAGGACAAGAUUGUUUCUGUCUUUUACACUGUAAUCAUCCCUAUGCUGAAUCCCUUGAUCUACAGUCUGAGGAACAAAGAUGUAAAAACUGCAUUCAGAAAAGUCAUUGGUAAACUCCAGUUCCCAAGGAAUGUAGCUUUAGGUGAGGGUUCUUCAUCCUGACCCAUCUUCUCCUGAGAAUCUGCAUAUUCUGAUGGGCACCAACACCACAUGGUGCUUGCCCCUGAGAAUGGACAAUAGGUGGCUUUCUCCAGCACCUGGAAGUGGGCAGGUGACUUUGUCUGGAUGACUUCCACCUCUCUUUUCUUCCCCCUCUCCCUCUUUUACCCUCCCAAACUUGCUGGGUUCCAGGGCUACUCUCUGACAUCACAGAGCUAAAAAGUACCACAGUCAUAGACAAGCUAAUCACCACAUCCAACCUCCCACUCCCUAACUCACCAUUC